UUAAUUUAAAAAUCUGUGGGAUUUGGUGCGCUUGAAGCUGGACUAAGGAGCUCAAGGAGAGGAAGACCAACCCGGUGUGCCGAAGACUGCCGUAAAGAUCGUUGGAUUGCGCUCUACCACUUUUGCAUCGACCAGAACCGCCGUGUUGCUUGCAGAACAAGUAAAUGGCGGAUCCCUCUACAUCCACGCAGCCAUCCGACGCCCAGAGGGAGGAGAUGCUGGACCGCAUGCUCACCCGCCUCGCUCUCGCUGAUGACUCCGAACUGGAGCAAUUGCUAUCAAAGAUCCUGCCCUACACCGUCUCCUCUCUAUCCUCUUUAUCUCCUUCAGUCCGCAAGUUGGUUAUGGAGAUUCUAACGCAUGUGAACAAACGGGUGAAGCACCGCCUGGAAAUAGGGUUGCCAAUGUUGGAGCUGUGGGAGAUUUAUUGUGAGGCCAGUGGUUUCCCCAUGGUUAGAAAUUUCUGUAUGGUGUACAUCGAGAUGUCCUUUGAUCGUUUGCCUGCCGAGGCGAAAGCCAAUAUGGCUCCUGAUCUUUUAGUUAAUGUCUCAAGGCUUCCCACCCAACAUCAAGACAUUAUUUUGAGGAUUAUUUUGAAGGCAAUUGGUGAGUGCGAUUUAAGUCAGCUUGAUGAAAAGAUUUAUGUGAAAUACAAGUCUUCUGAUGGUAAGGACAAACAACUUUUUGUGGAAUUUUGUCUCCAUACGAUUUUAUACCAACCGCCAUCACUUGGCGUUGGCUGCCCGGCUGGGCUUUCUUUGGCUCAAUCCGAUCGCAUUACAGGAAAGUUUCCAUUGAAAGGAGAUGUUCUGCUAAAGAGGAAGCUUGGGAUUUUGCAUAUUAUCGAAUCAAUGCAGCUAGCACCUGGGCUGGCCUAUCCUCUUUAUUUAGCUGCUGCUUCUGAUAGUCAAGAUCCUGUUGCUAAAAGAGGAGAGGAUUUACUAAAGCGCAGGACCGCUGGUGUCAAUUUAGAUGACUCUGAUUUGAUAGAAAAACUAUUUAUCCUGUUUAAUGGUACCACCAGUGUUGAAAGCUUACCUGCUGAUUUCCGAGUAACCCCUGUAAACAAUGCACUUCGUUUGCAACUUAUGUCUGUUUUCUGUCGCUGUAUUACUGCUGCCAAUGCCUUCCCAGCCGCACUUCAGUGCAUUUUUGGAUGCAUUUAUGGAAGCGGGACAACAUCAAGACUGAAACAGUUGGGAAUGGAGUUUACUGUCUGGGUGUUUAAACAUGCAUUAAUCGAUCGAUUAAAACUUAUGGGUCCUGUCAUCCUGAAUGCGAUUUCGAGGCAACUUGAUGGCUCUUCACUUGCUGAAACAGAUGCUAUUGCUAAAGAUGCUAAAUCUUUUGCUUUCCAAGCAAUAGGUCUGCUUGCUGCUCGGAUGCCCCAACUUUUCAGGGACAAAAUCGAUAUGGCUGUUCGACUGUUCACAUCAUUGAAAUUGGAAGACCAAUCUCUCCGUCUUACUAUACAGGAGUCGGUCACUUCACUUGCAGUUGCAUACAAGGAUGCCCCAUUGGCCGUGCUAAAGGAGCUGGAAGCAUUUUUGUUACAAAGCUGUAAAGCGGAGCAAAGCGAGGUACGAUUUUGUGCUAUGAGAUGGACGACUUCCUUAUUCUGCUUAAAUCAUUGUCCUAGCCGAUAUAUUUGCAUGCUUGGGUGUGAGGACACAAAGAUGGACAUAAGGGAAAUGGCCUUUGAAGGCCUUCAUCUAAGCAAAGAUCAAGAAUUAUUGAAUGGUGCAGAUGAUAAUGUUAAUUAUCCUAAGUUGAAAGAUAUGCUGAAUUACAUUUGUUUGCGGCAGCCAAAAUUGUUAGAUUCUAGUGAGCACAGGGAGAAGGAACUUCUUUUUCCUUCAAAGACUUAUUUUGCUAUGGCUAGGUUUUUGUUGAAGUGCUUUAAGGCAGAUUGCAGAAGAUGUGAUUCUGAAACAGAUGAGUUUAGAGCUGCAGUAUCGACGUAUUGCCAAGUUUUAGAGCAUGGAAUGGCUUUUGAUGGAUCUGUUGAGCUGCAUGCUACUUCCAUGAAGGCUUUAGUUGAGAUUGGUUCUCAUCAGCCCAAGUUGGUGGCAUCCCGAUAUGCAGAUCGCUUGUCUUGGCUACAAAUUUUCUGGUCUCAUGUUGAUUUUGAUACUCGUGAAGCUGCAUCAAGGCUACUGGGAAUAGCUUGUUCUACAAUUUCUUCCACCGAGGCUGCUGCUUUAACCACCGAACUACUCUCUUCAAUAAAUACCAAAUUGUUGAGGUUUGAAAAUCACCAUGGGCUUUUGUGCACCAUAGGGUACGUUGUAGCAGAGUGCAUGAGGGAAGUUCCCAAAAUUUCAGAGUCACUGUUUGCAAGCAUAGUUGACCAUCUUGUGAGUGUGGUUGAGUUAGAAAGCUCUGCUUUAACUUCAGUUUCUAUGGAAGCACUUGGUCAUAUUGGGCUACGCCAUCCUUUGCCAAUUGAUAUCAAUCAUGGUACAGUCUCAGGCGGUGUAUUACCAAUUUUGCAUGAAAAGCUGAAAAAGUUGAUUGAUGGGAAUGAUAUCAAAACUAUUCAGAGGAUUGUUGUUGCUCUUGGUCAUAUUUCAGUGAAGGAGGCAUCGAUAUCUCACUUGAAAAUUGCUCUUGAUCUAAUUUUUGGUCUUUCUCGGUCAAAGGUUGAAGAUGUACUCUUCGCUGCUGGUGAGGCUUUAUCAUUUAUAUGGGGAGGUGUACCUGUGACGGGAGAUGAGAUAUUGAAAACAAAUUAUAUAUCCCUUUCUCAGACAUAUAAUUAUCUUUCCGGUGAAAUGUCCUCAGCUUCAAUGAGAUGGAGCUCUUCUGAGCUUAAUGUUGACAAUGAGUCUCGUGCAUUGGCAAGAGAAAUGAUAAUAAAGAAACUUUUUGAUGAGCUUCUUUAUAGUAACAGGAAAGAGGAAUGUUGUGUGGGUACUGUCUGGUUAGUUUCGUUAACCAUGUACUGUGGUCAUCAUCCUAAGAUCCAGCAUCUUCUUCCAGAAAUUCAGGAAGCAUUUUCACACCACCUUGGUGAUCAGAAUGAACUUACGCAGGAAUUGGCUUCUCAAGGCAUGAGCAUUGUGUAUGAACUUGGUGACAUGGCUACUAAGCAAGAGCUAGUUAAUUCUUUAGUAAAUACAUUGACAGGUUCAGGGAAGAAGAAAAGGGCUAUUAAGUUGAUGGAGGACUCUGAAGUAUUCCAGGAAGGAGCUAUAGGCAAAAGUCUUAGCGGAGGAAAACUCAGCACUUACAAGGAGCUUUGCAAUUUAGCAAAUGAGAUGGGGCAGCCUGACUUAAUCUAUAAGUUCAUGGAUCUUGCGAACUAUCAGGCAUCUCUAAAUUCCAAAAGAGGUGCUGCCUUUGGGUUUUCUAAGAUAGCCAAGCUAGCUGGGGAUGCACUUCAGCCACAUUUGGCUGCAUUGAUACCCAGACUAGUUCGCUUUCAAUAUGAUCCUGAAAAAAAUGUUCAGGAUGCAAUGGCAAACAUAUGGAAGUCUCUUAUUACAGAUUCAAAGAAAGCCAUUGAUGAAUAUUUUGACCUCAUUGUCGAGGAUUUGUUGUCGCAAUCUGGAUCAAGACUUUGGCGUUCUCGUGAAGCUUCCUGUCUUGCCCUUGCAGAUAUUAUUCAAGGCCGAAAAUAUAGUCAAGUAUCCAAGCAUUUAAGAAGAAUCUGGACGGCCGCUUUUCGUGCUAUGGAUGAUAUUAAGGAAACUGUUCGAACUUCCGGUGAUAGUUUGUGUCGUUCUGUAACUUCACUGACUAUUAGACUGUGUGACAUCUCUCUUACUCAAUUAUCAGAUGCAAGUGAAACUAUGAAUAUUGUUCUUCCUUUCUUUCUUGAGGAAGGGAUUGUAAGUAAAGUUUCUAGCAUACAAAAGGCGUCAAUUAACAUUGUAAUGAAGCUUGCAAAGGGCUCUGGUGAUGCAAUCCGACCACAUCUUCCUGACCUUGUUUGUUGUAUGCUGGAAUGUUUAUCAAGCCUUGAAGACCAACGACUUAAUUAUGUUGAGUUGCAUGCUGCAAAUGUCGGAAUUCAUGCAGAAAAACUGGAGAAUUUGCGAAUUGCUGCAUCCAAGGACUCUACAAUGUGGGAAACACUUGAUAUGUGCAUAAAAGUUACUGAUAAGCAAUCACUGGAAUCUUUAGUUCCUCGUUUGGCCCAACUUGUUAGAAUUGGAGUUGGAUUGAAUACAAGGGUAGGUGUUGCCAGCUUCAUUACUUUACUAGUACAGAAAGUAACAGUUGACAUAAGUCCUUUCACAAGCAUGCUGUCAAAAUUAUUGUUUCGAGCCACUCUAGAUGAAAAGCGAGGUUCAGCGAAGAAAUCAUUUGCUGCUUCUUGUGCCAUUAUCCUGAAGUAUGGAAGCCCUUCUUUAGCACAAAAGCUAAUUGAAGACACUGUAGCUCUUCACUUGGGUGAUAGAAAUUAUCAAGUUUCAUGUGCAGUUCUUCUUAAGAAUUAUGCUAAUCUCGCUGCAGAUAUUUUGAGUGGUUACCACGCUGCUAUAAUUCCAGUUAUCUUUGUGUCAAGAUUUGAAGAUGAUAAAGAUGUUAGUACCUUAUAUGAGGAGCUAUGGGAGGAUAAUUCGACCAGUGAACGUGUCACUCUUCAAUUAUAUCUGCAAGAUAUUGUUUCCUUAGUUUUUAAUUACAUGUCCUCAUCAUCUUGGGCUAGUAAAAGGAAGGCUGCAAAGGCAACAGUUAAACUUUGUGUAACGUUGGGUGAUUCUGUGUCAGCAUCCCACCAAGUGUUACUGGAAUGCAUUCUCAAAGAAGUGCCAGGUCGUUUUUGGGAGGGCAAAGAGGUUAUUCUCCAUGCUCUAGCUUCUCUCUGCUCAUCCUGCAGUAGUGCUAUCUCUACUGCUGACCCAGUUGCCUCACGGGUUAUUCUAAGCUCUAUAAUAUCCUCAUGUGCCAAAAAAGAAAAAUGUUUUCGUGAAGCAGCCUUCGUAGGUCUUCAGCAGAUUAUUAGAGCUUUUGAUGAUCCAGAGUCUUUCAGGGAGGUUGUCCCCUUUCUGUACGAGGUGUGUGAUCAAGCCAUUGUCUCCAAAAAUGCAAAAGCUAAUACCAUCAAUACUUCUGCUGCAAUAGAUAAUGAACUUAUUGAUGACUCUAGUCUGGCGCUUGAGAAGGUCCUGGAUUGUAUUACAGCUUGUAUUCAUGUGGCUAGAGUAGAGGAUGUCCUCAAAGAAAAAGAAAGAGUUAUCCAUAUCCUUACUUCUUUCAUGCUACCUGGAUUUAAUUGGACUGUCAAAUUGUCAGUUUUAUCGUCAGUUAAAGAGCUUUGUUUGAAACUGCAACCCAGUUUGGAUAAAACUGCCGUCUCAUUUGAUACAACAUAUUUGAUUGAUGAGUUGUUCCAUUCUGUUGCGCCAAAUUUAUUUGAAGCCAUUCGCACUGUGAAGAUAGCCCAGCUUCAUACUGCUGCUUCAGAAUGCAUUCUAGAGAUUGUCAAACUAAAUCAAAACAGUUCGUUGGAGAAAAAGAGAAUUGCCAAGUUCAGAGACGACUUAGUUCAUCUAAUUGAAAUCGAAAAAAGCGAACAAGCGCGGACGUUUCUUCGAAGAUCAAUCGAAAUCCUACAAGAACUUGAAAAAGGAGAUUCCCGCGAAAUUUAAUAUGAUCAGAAUGUGACAUUAUUGCACUUCACUUGUGUGCUAAUUCUAGUUAACAUUCAAGUGUUCAUUAUUCCCACACUACAGAAGAAAAAGAAACAGAUAAUCAAUGUUAUAAAAGGUUGUCUUACCCUGUAUGAUUUCGCAACUAAUGGUAUUUUAAUUCGUUCUAUCAUUGUAUACAAUACAAGGAAAUAAUUAUAUUCGGCAAAUGGAUAAAUAACAUAUUGAUUGUAUUAAUUGUUUCUAUAAGAAAGAUUUUUGUUA
Messenger RNA from Phalaenopsis equestris, 5864 nucleotides. RefSeq names its product proteasome-associated protein ECM29 homolog. Bases 165 to 5600 code for a protein of 1811 amino acids. NCBI's taxonomy places the organism in Eukaryota, Viridiplantae, Streptophyta, Magnoliopsida, Asparagales, Orchidaceae. Gene Ontology annotation, molecular function: molecular adaptor activity. Gene Ontology annotation, biological process: proteasome assembly. Gene Ontology annotation, cellular component: cytoplasm; nucleus. The transcript has 35 exons. The record is from RefSeq and is a predicted model, not a curated record.